Molecule: messenger RNA, 676 nt
Organism: Dioscorea cayenensis subsp. rotundata (Guinea yam)
Lineage: Eukaryota; Viridiplantae; Streptophyta; Magnoliopsida; Dioscoreales; Dioscoreaceae
Product: basic blue protein
Exons: 2
Coding region: 80-601 (173 amino acids)
Cellular component (GO): plasma membrane
Molecular function (GO): electron transfer activity
Source: RefSeq, a predicted model, not a curated record
ACAAAUUAAACAUAUAAAAGAGAGAGAGAAAGAGGGGACAUAUAUCAAUUGAUUAAUUAAUUAAAGUAGAUCUAGGAAAAUGGAAGUGUUGAAGAAGAGUGUAAUGUUUCUUGCACUAGUUUUGUUGUUGGCAUUAAUGUUGAACAAUGGAGCUGGAGCACUGGCAAAGAACCAUGAUGUUGGAGGAGACCAAGGCUGGGAUGUUUCUACUGAUUUUGGUUCAUGGGCUUCCUCCACAACCUUCAGGGUUGGAGACCAACUUGUGUUUACCUACACUCCUGGUUUACAUACGGUGGUGGAGCUCGCCGGAGAGAAAGAGUAUAACAAGUGUGACUUAAGUGGUGCUCUAAAAUCCAUGAGUGAUGGCAAGAGCACAGUGAAACUAAGCAAAGCAGGCUAUAGAUAUUUUGCUUGUGGAACCAUGGGUCAUUGCCAAGAAGGAAUGAAACUCAAGAUUAAGACUUUGGCAGCCAAUGAAGUUAGUGAUUCUAAUACUUCAUCAUCUUCUCCGUCCUCCACUGCUGUUACCUUCAACCACCCACCUCAUUUUAUUUCUUAUGUUAUUUUCUUCAUGAUAUUUGUUGUUCUUCUUGUGCUUUAAUUCAUUCAUUCAUGAUAUUUUGUUGUUGAAAAUCAGGAACUAUAUAUAUAUAUAUGGAAUUUGUAUGACUGUAAA